Messenger RNA from Ruditapes philippinarum (Manila clam), 1338 nucleotides. RefSeq names its product serine/threonine-protein kinase fray2-like. Lineage: Eukaryota; Metazoa; Mollusca; Bivalvia; Venerida; Veneridae. The coding region runs from base 1 to 1338 and encodes 445 amino acids. The record is from RefSeq and is a predicted model, not a curated record. The transcript has a single exon.
AUGGCGGAUAUAAAUCAAUGCACAUCAAGAACGUUAGCUUCAAACUCUGGUAUUUCAAGCGAGCUUGCCAGUCGGAUUGUUAAUUUCCGUAAACUAAAUGGGCGUGUUCAAUCGUUUUCUGAACUUUGGAAUGUGGAUGGGAUGACUAGAGCAUUCAUGAAGACAUUGAGGUCAAACUUCUUAAUAAAGGAUGCAGCUAGUUCAGGACUGGAAAAUAUUAAUAACAAUAGUUUUAGAACACCAAAGAAGAAGGAGAAGAAAAACAAAAUUAAAUGCAAAGAGACGUCGACGGUAAAUAAUAAAACAUUUUCAAACGUGAACUCCCGAGUUUUAGAAAGUUUACCACUUCUUUCCGAUAGUCAUGGUGCUGAUGAUACUGAUAGCGAUAAUUUGUUCACCGUCUAUACACCAAUCGCGGUCCAGUCGUCGGCAUCAAGAGGAAAGAUAAUAACGGUUUACCAAGUAGCAUCUCCUGACAAAAUGAAAUCGCCCGAAAUUAUAAAAAGUGUUUUACCCCGGCAUAAUAGAAAAGAAUCCAAAAAUCAAAGUAAAAACCAGGCUAAGCAACAGACGGGGCCAAAACGUACUACAGGACAAAACAGGGAAGUGAAAACCCCAUCUCCCCGAAAAAAUAAAGACAAUGGUUUAACCCAUUCUAAAAAGAAAUCUAUUCAGAAAUGGUUAAAAGAUUCAAGUACAGAAAGUUCAAAAGAGAUUUCACCAUAUACCGGAAAUAAUAAACGCAGUAAAAGUCGAGACCAAUAUAACCGUAACCAAAGCUGCAGUCGGUCGAGAAGCGGUAGCCGAUCACGACUUUUACGGAAAUCUUGUGGGGCAAAAAAGAAAAUUAAACAUUUCAAACCACAUCAUGGUCAUACGUCAGAAUUAAAAAACAAAGGUAAUGCGCAUACAGAGAAUCCUGAUGGACCAUUAACUUGGCUUGAUUUAGAAUCAUCAUUUGAAAAAGGCAACGAGAAACAAAAUUUUGAAGCGAGCAGGCGAUAUGACCGAUGUAAGAAAAGUUCGUCUAGGGCAGUCGAACCAAAUCCUUUGAGAAGUGAAAGAGAGGAGGGGAACCAUCAUAUCCAGCAUCCUUGUUCAUCAUCGUCUGUAAAACAAAAAGUUAAAAUUACAGAGUCAAGUAAAGAUUUAAACAGACGGAGCAUCACAAGACGCUCUCUCUGGAAGAACAAGCGGCGAUCCCGAAGCCCAUAUGAUUACCAUCAGCACCAAUACCGCCGCCAUCGAAGUAAAUCACGUGACCGAGACAGAUCACGUGACAGGAAACACAGACCUGCUAGCUCACCUGAAGCAAAUGAUAAUUGCACAAUUCUAUAA